Molecule: messenger RNA, 1766 nt
Organism: Arabidopsis lyrata subsp. lyrata
Lineage: Eukaryota; Viridiplantae; Streptophyta; Magnoliopsida; Brassicales; Brassicaceae
Product: transcriptional regulator STERILE APETALA
Exons: 2
Coding region: 124-1473 (449 amino acids)
Cellular component (GO): preribosome, large subunit precursor
Molecular function (GO): protein binding
Source: RefSeq, a predicted model, not a curated record
CACCUCGGAGAAGUAUGUCUUUAUCUACACUUUUUGUCCUUUGUUUCCUCUCUCCCCCACCAUUCUUUCUCCUCUCUCCGCUUCUUCUUCUUCCCCUGUUCCUCUUAUAACCCCUCUCGUCUCAUGUCUACCUCCUCCUCUUCUUCCAACAACGGAGACUCCGACGCCGGUGGAAGCGGCGGCGUUUUCGAGGCCCCUUCUCCUUCUCGCCCCCGCCGUGGCGCUAACGACGUCUGGCCGGAGCCUUUUCUUGAAUCUCUCGCCGUUCAGGUCGCCGUUAAUGCUUCCUCAUCCUCCGGCCUCCUCGCCUCAGCUCCGGCUCUUGCCAACGUUUUUCGGGUUUGCACCACGUGGCAAGCUGUCUCUCGCUCCGACCAUCUAUGGCAACUCCUCUCUCGCCAAGUUUGGGCAAGAACACAUUUGAUGCACGACACGUGGCGGGAUGAGUUCAUCUACCGUCAUCGAACGGCCAGAAACUUCCGGACGCGUACUCACACCUACUUCACUCUCCAAUUUGACCCGUCUGAUGUGGACGAGCCUGAUAGUCUCUCAUGCCGUUGUCUCACUCUCUCCGACCUCUACUUAGCCGCAGGGUUCGCCGACGGAACCGUCCGCCUCUUUCUUUUAAAUAGCCGUCUCCACGUCAGGACUCUACGGCCACCUCUACGUGACCGCUUUGGCAGAUUCUCACGAGCCGUCUCGGGCAUUUUUAUAUCCGACUCAAGACUCACGUUUGCUACGAUGGACGGAGACAUCCACGUGGCGGAAAUAGACGGCGUUGGUCAUACACGCACGGCUUACGCCGGAGAUAUAGUUAACGACGGUGCUUUGGUAGAUUUCACUGGCUGUGGACGUUGGUGGGUCGGUCUUUUCGCUGGUGUACCAGGUCGUGCCUUUCACAUAUGGGACUGUAACAGCGAGGAGACAACAUUCGUCGGUGGUUCACUCACUGAUCCAGAAGCCGUCAUGGGUUGGCACACGUUAACAGAGCUAACAACGUCGCUUGGCCGACUAAGAAUCUCCGGCAACGAGACAGCCGUAGCAUGCACGAGAUGGAGGAUCAUGGUGAUCGAUCUAAGAAACCAAGGAGUGAUCAUCGGAGAAGACGAAGAGCAACGUAGAGGACUAAUAGUAACAGGCUUCGACGCCAACGACGAAGCGUACCUUAGAAUGGACAGUAGAGGUAACGCGAGAGUGCGCAGGGUGAACACACUACAAACGGUGUGUGAGUUCCGUGUGAGUGGAGCGGCGCAGAGAAGAGUCAUGGGUUGUGUUAAUAGACUGCACGCGCUAAUGUGCGCAGGUGGUAUAAUGCGCGUGUGGGAGGUAGAGAGAGGAGAGUAUCUGUACAGUAUUAGGGAGAGAGUAGGAGAAGUUGACGCCAUUGUUGCCGAUGAUAGACAUGUGGCGGUUGCUUCGUCUUCAUCAACGGCUCAGAGUAUUAUACAUCUAUGGGAUUUCGGUGCACUGUAGCGUACAAGAUUAGUAAUAUAUUUAACUUGAAGAAAAAGAAACUAUUUUUCUCUGAAAAAGCGAAACCCUAAACCUAGGUGUAUAUGUAGGGUUUCUGAUUUUUAAUUAAAUUGGGAAAGUGACGGAGGGAAGAUGGUGACAGGAGGGUGAGAUUUACAAGGGAGAUUGAUUCUUUCUACAGAGUUUGACCAAAAGUACGUUACUGUUUUUGUCUAAAACCAAACGAAGUGGACUUUUUCUUAUUGUUCUUGUUUUUUCUUCUUCUUAUGUUUAGGGCUCUCUCAAUUCUGACU